Ilex paraguariensis (yerba mate) is the source of this 1226-nucleotide messenger RNA. NCBI's taxonomy places the organism in Eukaryota, Viridiplantae, Streptophyta, Magnoliopsida, Aquifoliales, Aquifoliaceae. The record is from the annotation of a GenBank genome assembly.
AGAAAAGUAAAAUGUAAAUGUUCGACGAUGCACGUAUGAAUACACAUUAGUUUCCGGUAGGUUUAUCAUGCAGAAUCUACGACUUGGCCGCCAGGUUUUGCUGCUGAAUUGGGUGUUAGGUUGGAAAAACAAUAGUUGCAUGUCACAGGAAAAGCAUAAGCAAGAGAAAAACCUCAUGCAAGAAUUGCCAAAUCAAGCAGGAAGAACAAAAAGUUCACUUUCAUGACUCUGCACAAUUGAGCUUCUUGGCCUCACCUAAACUUGCAGAAAUCAGUGAAACUAAAGCAAACCAAACAGCAACUCCCAAUUCCAUUUCAUCUUAGUCACUUCCUAUUAAAGCCUGAAUUUCCUCACAAUAAAGCCCCAAUCCAAAUAUAUGUCUGCAUAGCAUAAUAAUUCUCGACUCCAUCUCCUUAACCAAUCUGCAACAAGUCACUCGGGUUACAACAAUUGGUUGAUCCGACAGUAUAACAAACCUAUAGUCCCACCAAAAAAAUCAAUACCCAAUGGCUGUAAGCAUAAGAGCAAGUUUACUAUCUUGCACUCUUGUUUCUAUUUUCCUUGUUUCCUCUGCUCAAAGCUGCUCUAACUACACAUUCACAUCCGACAGAGUUUUCUAUUCAUGCAGUGACCUCCCAUAUCUAGAGGCCCAUCUUCACUGGAACUACAAUCCAUCCACCGGAAAAGUUGCAAUUGCAUACAGAGCCAAACAAAAAUCCAAAGGAUGGAUCGCAUGGGGGAUCAACCCAACAGGAAGAGGCAUGGUUGGAUCACAGGCACUUGUUGCUUUUCACAACACUAAUGGGAGUGUGACAGUUUAUCCAACGCCAAUAACAAGUUACAACCCCUCAAUGCAACCAGAAGCUCUCAGCUUUCAGGUUUCCAACAUCACUGCAGAAUAUUCAGAUAAUGAAAUGACCAUCUUUGCUGUUGUGGGUCCACUAAAUAACGGGACCCUUGUCAACCAUGUCUGGCAAGCAGGAAGUUCAGUCUCGGACAAUGUUCCUCAGAUCCAUUCAACAUCACCACCAAAUCUUCAAUCAAUGGGGAUACUGAACUUUCUGUCAGGUUAGCAACAGAUAAACAAGAAGAAAUUAUGACAUGUUAGCAUUGAUGUUAGCUCACUCCAACCACUCAAAUUAUGGUCCCAACUCCCAAGUUGUCGAAAGUGGUACUGUUAGAUAAUCAGUAAGGUUAAGUUUUUCAGUACCAAUAUUACUGUCUUG